UAUCCUCCCUCACCAUCUUCACCGUCACAAACUACAUCUUCUUCAUCACCAUGGCCAACAGAACCACCACCACGACUGUCUGUCGUUCCACCAGAGUUCUCACUACAUUGCAAGACUUUCAUAUUGAAGCAGCUCUCCCCUCACGUACCGUUUCAUCCUCUUCCUCAAACGAAGUCAUUCCUUCAGAGAACCCAACUCUUUUUCACAGGCUAUUCUAUCACCACGAUGGCGAGAGGCCAUGAACGCAGAAAUACAGGCACUUUAGGCCAACAAAACAUGGAGUUUGGUGCCACUUCCUACUCACAAGAAACCCAUUGGCUGUAAAUGGGUUUACAAGAUCAAAUACAAUCCCGACGGUACUGUUGAGAGGUACAAGACACGCUUGGUGGCUAAAGGCUAUAGCUAAGUUGAAGGUGUCGAUUACCGAGAAACUUUUGCUCCGGUGGCCAAGCUCACCACCAUCCGUGUCCUACUGAGUCUUGCAUCUAUUCAAGAUUGGCAUCUUCAUCAAUUAGAUGUUAACAAUGCAUUCCUUAAUGAUGAUCUUUUUGAAGAUGUGUAGCACUUGCCUCCCGAUUUCGGACGAAAGGGGGAGACUCGAGUGUGCAAGUUGCACAAAUCAUUGUACGGCUUAAAACAAGCGUCGAGGCAAUGGUUUUUGAAGCUCUCCACGGCUUUCAAAGCUACAGGGUUCAAGCAAUCAUGGUUUGAUUAUUCAUUAUUCGUUCGAAACAUGCAAGCAAAGUUCACUGCAUUAUUAGUUUAUGUCGAUGAUGUUAUAUUGGCGGGAAAUAGCUUGCAUGACAUUGAAGAAACUAAGCAGUUUCUAUCGAAUCAGUUUAAGCUGAAGGACAUGGGGCAGCUGCGAUAUCUUCUCGGAAUAGAGGUGGCAAGGUCCAAGCAAGGGAUUGUUUUAUGCCAAAGAAAGUAUGCACUCGAAGUAGUGGAAAAUGCAGGCUUUCUUGGUGCUAAGCCAUCUCGGUUUCCAGUUGAACAUAACUUGACAUUGACGCAAGGAGAUGGAGCUUUGUUGCAACAUGCUUCUCAAUAUCGAAGAUUGGUUGGCAGGCUCAUAUACUUGACAAUCACAAGGCCAGACCUAGUCUAUGUUGUACACAUUCUGAGCCAGUUUAUGGAUAAACCAAGACAACCUCACUUGGAUGUAGCAUACAAGGUUUUGAGAUAUAUAAAGCAGACACCGGGACAAGGAAUUCUCUUGCCUUCUACAGGAUCAUUGGAACUUAAAGCAUUUUGUGAUGCGGAUUGGGCACGAUGUAAAGACACAAGGAGGUCUACAACUGGUUAUUGCAUUUUUCUUGGUAAUGCGCCCAUAUCUUGGAAGACAAAGAAACAAGGAAUUGUGUCACGUUCAAGUGCGGAGGCAGAGUACAGGUCCAUGGCCACGACAUGCUGUGAGAUAACGUGGCUGCGAAGCCUAUUGAAGGAUUUGAAUGUUGGACUUACACAUGCAUUCAAACUAUUUUGCGAUAAUCAAGUUGCAAUCCACAUAGCAUCCAACCCUGUGUUUCAUGAACGCACAAAACACAUAGAGAUAGACUGCCAUGUGGUGCGUGAGAAGGUACAGAGAGGACUAGUCAAGACUGUACAUGUUCGAACAAAGGAACAACCAGCAGACUUGUUCACCAAGCCUUUGAGUUCGAAACAAUUCACUACACUGUUGGACAAGUUGGGUGUAAUCAAUAUACACUCCAACUUGAGGGGGCCGGGAGUAUUAAGGAAAGAGACUGUGUGUGAUUAGAAGUUCUAUGUUAUUAGGAAAUUGGUGUAAUUAGCUGAUUGAUUUGGUUGAUUUGUAUUACUAUAGAUAGCCCUAUAUUUGUGGAUCGUGCUAUCAUCCAUCCUGUAUAUAAGUUGUACCAAAGC
Rosa chinensis is the source of this 1884-nucleotide messenger RNA. RefSeq lists its product as uncharacterized. Lineage: Eukaryota; Viridiplantae; Streptophyta; Magnoliopsida; Rosales; Rosaceae. The transcript is spliced from 2 exons. The record is from RefSeq and is a predicted model, not a curated record. Bases 734 to 1759 code for a protein of 341 amino acids.